AUGCCCCAUGGCCAAAUUAUGACGGGGCAGGAUUGGGAGCCCCAGGUGUUUAACUUUCAGAACAGGAACAACACCAAUAAGAAGCCUGGUCGCGUGAGUGAAGCCGAAGCUAAUCGUGUGCUGCAACGCGGUGGAAAUGUAGAUGUUGUGAAGAGGGAACACUUCCAUGCAAAUGCACAGAAGACGGAUCUUGGGGCCAACGCAAAGCGGAUAGACGAGGACAACGAGACUUUGAAACUGAAGCGUAUUGAUAAUAACUUACGCAUAAAUAUACAGAAGGCGCGCCAGGCAAAGGGAUGGACGCAGCAGGAUCUAGCGCGAAACAUCGCGGAGCGGGCCGGGGUUGUGACGGAGUAUGAGAACGGGAAGGCGGUGCCGGAGGAGCGGGUGCUGGUAAAGAUGGAGAAGGCGUUGGGCGUUCAUCUGCGUGGGGUGAAGGCUGGACAGCCAUUUGGUGGCAUUCACCAGCAGCCACAGCAAACGAAAAAGGCCGCGAAAUAG
Trypanosoma cruzi is the source of this 501-nucleotide messenger RNA. RefSeq lists its product as uncharacterized. The coding region runs from base 1 to 501 and encodes 166 amino acids. NCBI's taxonomy places the organism in Eukaryota, Euglenozoa, Kinetoplastea, Trypanosomatida, Trypanosomatidae. Gene Ontology annotation, cellular component: nucleus. The record is from RefSeq and is a predicted model, not a curated record. The transcript has a single exon. Gene Ontology annotation, molecular function: DNA binding.